AAAUAAUCUGGUUUGUAAUCCCAUCUAGAUUAAUUUAAGGCAAUAGUUUGGUGCUGUGUGUCCAUACACACGUUUUCUUAAAUGUCACAGUGUAUUAAUGUGCAUGUGUUAGUUAGCCACAGUAGUCUGUAGCUGGGAGGGUUGAUAUAAUAAAAAGCAGGCCUUGUAUUCUCUUUUCUUGUCUCUCUUUUUCUGUCAUAUGGAUGUUUUUCCCUCCUUUCUGUGUCCCAUUCUGUUUCUUUCUCCCACCCUUUGUCUUUUUUGUCUUUCUCUUUGACUCACUGUCUCUCACCCCUCAUCUCUCCGUUUGGACCAGCAGCAGUGGCGGCGGGGGAAGCAGUAAGGGAAAAGACAUCAGCACCAUCAAGUCUCUGAGGGUGCUGAGAGUGUUACGACCUCUGAAGACCAUCAAACGUCUUCCCAAACUCAAGGCUGUCUUUGACUGUGUGGUGAACUCUCUGAAGAAUGUGCUCAACAUCCUGAUUGUCUACUUACUCUUCAUGUUCAUCUUUGCUGUGGUGGCCGUGCAGCUGUUCAAGGGACGCUUCUUUUACUGCACUGACGAAUCCAAAGAGUUUGAGCGCGAUUGCAGGGGCGAAUAUCUGGUGUAUGAAGGCGUUAACGAAGUGAAGGCGCAGAAGCGGGAGUGGAAGAAGUACGAUUUCCACUACGACAACGUGGCUUGGGCCCUACUCACCCUCUUCACCGUGUCUACCGGAGAGGGGUGGCCGCAGGUGCUGAAACAUUCAGUGGAUGCGACUUAUGAGAACCGGGGCCCGAGCCCGGGGUACCGGAUGGAAAUGUCUAUCUUUUACGUGGUGUACUUCGUGGUCUUCCCCUUCUUCUUCGUCAACAUAUUCGUGGCUCUAAUCAUCAUCACUUUCCAAGAGCAAGGAGAUAAGAUGAUGGAGGACUAUAGUUUAGAAAAAAAUGAGAGAGCCUGUAUAGAUUUUGCCAUCAACGCCAGACCUCUGACACGCCACAUGCCUAAGAACAAGCUGAGCUUCCAAUACAGAAUGUGGGAGUUUGUGGUGUCGCCGCCAUUUGAAUACACUAUAAUGGCAAUGAUCGCGCUCAACACCGUCGUGCUAAUGAUGAAGGUGUAA
Molecule: messenger RNA, 1106 nt
Organism: Notothenia coriiceps (black rockcod)
Lineage: Eukaryota; Metazoa; Chordata; Actinopteri; Perciformes; Nototheniidae
Product: voltage-dependent P/Q-type calcium channel subunit alpha-1A-like
Exons: 7
Coding region: 204-1106 (300 amino acids)
Biological process (GO): calcium ion import across plasma membrane; chemical synaptic transmission
Cellular component (GO): membrane; voltage-gated calcium channel complex; neuronal cell body
Molecular function (GO): high voltage-gated calcium channel activity
Source: RefSeq, a predicted model, not a curated record